AUGAAAGAAGACGAGGCGGUGGCUACGGCGGGCCUGGAGCGGCGGACAUUGGUUGCGGAUGUCGGUGCCGGCCUCUACGACGGGAAUCUAACGGACCGGCAGCGCUGGAGCUCCGGAAGCCGGCAGUGGACAGCCUCGAUCGGCGGCUCCGGGGGCUGGGCUGGCGUGGAUUUUUGCGGCGGGUACAGGCGCGGAAAUAUCAUAUCAUAUCUUUAUUGCCGCCGGAUGGCGUUCACCACAGUAUGGAUAGAGAGUUGUCUUUUGAUUUAUGUGGUAAUGGGCAUAUCAAUGGUGUUUGCUUAUGAGACGAUUAUAUGA
Messenger RNA from Striga asiatica, 318 nucleotides. The record is from the annotation of a GenBank genome assembly. NCBI's taxonomy places the organism in Eukaryota, Viridiplantae, Streptophyta, Magnoliopsida, Lamiales, Orobanchaceae.